Amoebophrya sp. A120 is the source of this 11674-nucleotide messenger RNA. Lineage: Eukaryota; Dinophyceae; Syndiniales; Amoebophryaceae. The record is from the annotation of a GenBank genome assembly.
AUGCGAAUUACAACAAUAUGGUGUUCCUCCUCCGCCGCAGAGGGCAGGGCACCGCUCUGGCUGCGGUUACUACUCGUUAGCUGUACCGGUGCAGUCUUCUUCAGCAGCACUGACGUGUUCAAACUCGAUCUCGUCUUGGCUGUUGCAGAAAAAAGAAACAAGGCUUCAUUUCUCCCAGGGAGCACAACGACAAGCGCGCCAGAUGCCGUGUCAAGUCAACGCCAACGCGUGGAGGUCGGCGCAACCGGGGCAGCUGGAGCAUUCGAGCAGGAGAACACGGACGAAGUGGACCAGGAGCACGAUGGGAAACAAGUAUUAAACCAUGCUGACCUCCAUCCCAGAGCCAGAGGUUCUGUCUCUCAUUCUCUUGCGAUGAGCAGCUUUUUACGCACUUUGGAAGCAACGCAAACGGAGGGUGCCACGCUUGGUGAGAGGACCCAGCAAAUACGCGAUUGGUGGAACGGAAACUCCGCGACGUCUGCAACCACCAACAUCACUACUCCCGAUGGCCGCUCCGCUGCAGACAGCGAGUCCGACAGACGCCUGGAGCACGCAGUAUCAAAUGUAAAAAUGUCUGGGUCUGGAAGAUUGCGAGAUAUGUCAUGCAUGUUUCGGAUCACUCAAAUGGCGUCUGAUGCUGGCAAAAGCAUCACAGGUUUUGAGCAAGCGCCAUGAUGCCUGUCCCGCAUGAGAAACUUCCUACUUGCGUGCCAAGAAAUGGACAGCUUUUGGCGCUCAUGCAACACAAAUUUUUGUGUGUUCCAGGGUUUGCAUCACAAGUUCCAACCCUUCCAGACCCAGACACUUUUACAUUUGAUACGCAGACGAAGUCGACGAUGUAGAGAGGGCUGAGAAGGAAAAACUCGCGAUGGUAUCCUGUGCAAAAGUAUCGUACUCGUAGUAAUUGUUAUCAUGCAUGACAGACAUCCAUUUUUAGUUAAAUCAGCAUUACAAAUUCCAUUUUUCUUCUUGAAAAAAAUUGUGAUGCAAUUUAUAGUAGUGCGAUACUUUUGCAAUGCAUAGAUGGCAGCACUGCGCAAUCAUGACGUAGACCACGGGGACGAUGGCAUCCCGGAUGCUAAAAAUGAAGCUGCAAGUCCUCACGCACCCGAAGUCGCAAAGAAGACCCGGUGGGAGCGGAUAAAGGAGUACGGAAAGAAGGUCGGCCAGUUUUGGCUAAACUGGAAAACCAAGACCGGCAACAAUCUGAAUCUCGCCCGCACUCGACUUGCCAUGGGGGUGGGGCGUUGGAUGCCCACCAUUACCCGUCGAGACAAAUGGUACAGAAAGACCAUGCCCAUGGUUGAGCAAGGUCGAAAUUUGACGCAGCAGCUGCUUAUCAAAUGCAAAAAUGUCUGGCUCUGGAAGAAUGCAACUUGUGGCGCUGAUUUUGGAUUGUACCUGAAAUCUGUAUUGCAUGAGUACCAAGAAAGGGAGUCCAAGUUUUGCUACACGGGAAGAGCAUUUGUCAUGCAGAAUACGCAUCAAGAUGCCCUCAAAACAUCUGUGAAGAUGCUAGGGCAUGCAUCACAGACAUGAUGGCUCAUGCAAAACGUGCAUGACAAGUGGCAGAAUCUCGCAGACCCAGACAUUUUUACAGUUGAUACUGCUGCAAAAAUCACCCGAAGAGUGGUACGAACUUGGGGAAAAGCUGCUUAUCAAGAUUAUCCUGAGUAAAAACGUCCCCACACCAGAGUUGUCAUGCAGAUUUGCGAUGACAGGAACAUUUGUAACGCGCAUCGCCAGGAGAGGCAUUUUUAGUCGUGUUUUGGUAUUUGUAAUGCUGUAAACAGGAUGAGCAGAUGGAUUUCUGACGCAGCUGGGCUUCCGAGCCUGCACUACACUUCUAUGGACUGCAACUUGUGAUGCGUGACCCCCAAAAGUUCUAGGCUUGUGUUGCAAAAUCCCCAUCUUGACUCUGGUGCGGGGAUGUUUUUACUCAGGAUAAAGAUGGCCGAUUGGGGCCGCCUACGGAAUCGGCGCAAGACCUCGGAUAUGAACUGUAAAAGUGUCUGGGUCUGGAAGAAUGCAACUUGUCAUGCUAAAUCUGAAGCAUGCAAAAAUCUGUGUUGCGUGAUUACCAAAAGUCGUCCAGUUUUGACCAAUUCGGGAGGGAGUUUCCGAUGCAGGAUAGGCAUGAGAGAGAUCGGACAGAAUCUGUCACGCUAGGUCCUGCAUUCCAGACCUCAUGGGUCAUGGAAAAGCUGCAUGACAAAUCGCGCAGUCUUCCAGACCACCCAGACACUUUUACAUUUGAUAUCGGAAAGAACGUGGACGCCGGAACGAAGCAUUGUCGAGAAGACGGUGGAAUUCACCCAGUAUCUGACGAUUGCGUACAAGUACCUAUGGAAGCGUCAGGUUUGAAAUCGACAAAGUUCAAAUGAUUUGUCAUGCAUAAAAUGCAAGGCAUGCAGUGCCUGUCUCGCCGGGACGGCAAGGGAGGCAGACUAUCAGCCUGCUUAGGGUUUGAAAUAGAGCUGCUAAAGUAGCAUGACAAAAGCAGGCGGCUGUGCCCAAACAGCCUGACAAAUUAUUGGAUUCCGGUGCUCGGAAAAUUUGUCAUGCACCGCUUGAAAAUUGGGCUUCCAACUGGUAUCGAUUUUAUGCAUUACAAGUUAUUUUAACUUUGACGAUUUCAAUCCUGACGCUUCCAUAGUGCCUGCUCGAUAAACUGUACCGAGAUGGCAUCGUCCCGGAGCUCGAGAAGGCAACUCGAUCGCAAAAAGGGAAAAAGCAGACACGCCUUCUGCAAAAGCGCUUCGCUUUGGAACGUGUCAACAAGGUAUUAAUUGAAAUUGAUAGUUAACGCUUUGCCAAACCCUUUUUACCGCGGACUAGCUCCCGGCGACUCGACUCGAUUUUUCGGUUUCACGAUGAAAUACUAUAAAAAAAAAUACAAAAAACACAAUCAUAUGUAGUAUACACAAGGUAAUCGCGUCGCUCGUUUUUUUUUGGUGCAAAUUGAAAUUUCAAUUUGUGAUAACGAAAAAUGAAAUACAAGGUGGUGCAACAGAUAGCCGGGACCGGCAAGCAACUCGCGCACCAUAGACGCGUGGCGUUUCAAGCGGCGAUGCGGAUUGCCGUUUCACUUGGGCAGGGCAAAUGGUUUAUGGACCAAAUGCAAGUUGGUGGCAACGCUGGGGCAGCGACCUGGAGGACCACGCAGUACCACAAACUUGCUAGCGGGAAACGCGCAAUCGCCUUGAAGGAAGGUCAGACUGGCGUGCGCCUGGGUGCGCAGAUUAUUCUCUGAAAAUUUUCCAUCCCCAUCCAGUUUGUCAUCGCAGAAUUUAUGGAGUAGAGUCGGCUUUUCUCCCGAGACCGGUCGGUAAUUUUUGAGGCGACUGUUCGGGGUACUAGCGCGGGAUUUGCUAUGUUGAGGUCGCCGAAAGUUCUUGCUCGCCCUACCCCCAGGGGGGGGAUCCUUGACCUGUGGCGCUGGGUGAGCAGGGUGCCCACUACAUGAUGACGAUGUUGACGAUGAUGCAAAUAAAGAGGGAUCGGGACGGUUAUUAAUUUUCAGGGAAUACAGAUCGCCCACCACACCGACGAAGCUUCAUCGCCGGAACUGUUUACCGUUAAAGAGAUCGAUCGGAGCCCAGCUGCUGCGACUGGGGACCUGUCGCGGAGUACCGUGCUUUUGAGGAAUGAGCAGACCGGCAGUAGUUUGUGGGCGCGCGCGGGCGAGCUGUUCGUCGAGGAGCACCCAAGUGAGGAGCAAACCAUGAUGCUCCCCUCUUGGUCCGAAGUCGGUGGUCUCUCCUUCGAUGACCCGUCGUAUCAAACAAAAAAGUGCUAAAAACGUUAACGGUUAUCAUAGAUUGCAAAUAUGCAUGACAAAUUUUGGCUUUGCCUAGCAUCAGAAUGCAUGCUAAGCAUGACAAAUUUCCGCACGUUUUGUGAUGCAUUACUGCAUGCCAAAUUCGCUCCGCUAACGUUAACACUUUUUGGUGUGAUGCGUCGAAUUGGGCUUUGAUAACAGCAGUGCACCCCAGUUCUCCUGCAGCCCAGAUGGGGAUCCGAGAGGAGGACGAAAUCGUGGCGAUCAACGGCAUCGAAAUGAACACCACCGCCCACGAUGCAGAACUGGUGGAAACCGAAUUAAAAUUACUCCGUGCUGCUUCACAUCAUCAAAACACAAGCGCAUCAACAAGCACAAGCUUGUUAGCUGAAGCCCCAGCCGACCCCGGUCGUCAUGCACAGCAGGCCAAGGAAGAUGCGAAAAAAGAUGUACUAUCCGAAUCUGCUCCGUUCGCCGGCGGCGAUCGUGAAAAAGAACAAGGUGCUCGCGACGGCAAAAGUACGGCCGCGUCGUUGGAAGCAGAGCUGGAAGACAUGCUUGCUGACAUGGAUAGCAAUCGCACGAACAGGGAGAUCAUGGAGCACGACACGACCUAUCCUGUGCAAAAGUAUCGUACUCGUAUAAAUAAAUGCAAGUCUUGCAUUACAAAUCUUGUUCCCAAAGCAAAUCUGCAUUACAAAUCUUAUUUCUCUUGCUGAGAAAAUUUGUAAUGCAUUCAUACGAGCACGAUACUUUUGCAAUUCAUACGACCAAGCGUUUAACUACAACUACCUUGAAAACUUCCGCCGUCGCAGCAGAACUACAGACUUCGUCGCAGCGGGUCGUCUCCUCUGUGCUUGAUGACGCGGUCGUGGGUAGCAUCGUCAAGGCCGCCAACGGGAACCAAAACAGGCACCGCGGCUACGCAUCCGAGCGCGAGUGGGCGACUUCAGCAAACUUGGAAUCCGUGCAACUGAUGUACCGCAGAGUGUCGAUAUCCUGUGCAAAAGUAUCGUACUCGUAUAAAAAUAAAUGCAGGUCUUGCAUUACAAAUUUCUUUAUCAAGGCAAAUCAGCAUUACAAAUUCUAUUUCUCAUGCUAAGGAAAUCUGUAAUGCAUUUAUACGAGUACGAUACUUUUGCACAGCAUAGUCGAACGAGAACGUCGAUCUCCUAUCCACGCGGCAGGUCUUCUAUCCCCCAGAAAAAGACCGACAGGUCAUAUUUGUAAUGCAAAAAUGAAUAGACAAAAAAAUCUGUAUUGCAUGCCCUAAACAGGAUGUUAUGGCCUCGCCCAUGACAGAUUUUCCUGUGUAUUUAUUUUUGCAUUACAAAUAUGACCUGUCGGUCUUUUUCUGUGGGAUAUCUUCGUCUCGGAGCAUGACGAGGAGCCGGAGGAUAUCCUGAGUAAAAACGUACCCACACCAGAGUUGUAAUGCAAAUCUGCAUGCUGAAAAUGUUUCUCAUGCGGAGCCCCAUGAGAAGCAUUUUCUAGUCGUGUUUUGCAAUUUGUCAUGCGCCAAUCAGCAUGAGAUACUAGAUCUGUAAUGCUGCUAAACUAGCUCAAACAGCACUAUACGACGCGGACAAACUUGUCAUGCCAAACAACCAAAGCUGGCUGAUUUGUCUAGCAGAUUCCCCAUCCUGACUCUGGUGUGGGUACGUUUUUACUCAGGAUAGCGGACCACGAUCACAGCCUUUCUCACAGGGACUUAUGGAAGCGUCAGGUUGGAAAUUUGCAAACUGGGAAAUACUUGCGAUGCUUAAAUACGAGGCACGAAGUGCCUGCGUUGCAGAAAUUAAGGCAUGCUCUUACUGUAUCUAUGUAUGCAUGCUCUACUUGACGUGGCUGCGGUCGGUUUAGCUUCUAAGGUUCAUUGCAUUUACUUACUUCCAUUUUCUCGAUUUCCAGCCUGACAAUCCCAUGAACACUAGAACAAGAAUCGGUCGAGUUAUCCUGUGCAAAAGUAUCGUACUCGUAGUAAUUUAAUUUGUGUGUUACAAAUACAAAUUUCUUUCUCAAGUCAAAUCUGCAUUACAAAUUUCUCAUCAUGAGAAAUAUUAAGUUAAUUAAGUUAAUAAAUCAGGAUGACACGCACAUGCUGAGGACAUGAUUUGUCAUGCGAUUUAUACGUAGUGCGAUGCUUUUGCAUUUCAUACGAGUACAACGAAGUGGAUUUCACGUUCUCCCCUGCCUCCAGAAAAACCAUCCAAGAGAGCGACGCGAGCGUCGCUUACGUCCCAACAACCACAAGUCCCAACGCGGCUGACACAGACCACGAACAGGCGACUUUUGCAAGUUUGGAGCAUUUUCAGUCGUCUCUGAACAACCCUGCCGACAUUGCCGACCUAAUGAUCCAGGAGAAUACGAAAGUCUAUCUGAAAAAGCUGGACACGGGCGUUUCUGAUGAGAGCGGCAGGGAGGCAUCAGGGAGAAAAAUCAACUUGCGGAACAUAGUAUCACCCGGUGCAGUGAUAGGAAUGGACACAUACCGAGAGAUGCGAACGAACAGAGUACUUUUUCCACGGGCUGACUCUUUUGAGUGCGUCGAACUGGAAAAGCAGCGCCCAGGAAAGUCCGGGUGCGGCAUCUUUCUGGCGGUGAACAUGAAGGCCGACGAAUUUGGCUACGUUCCCUUUGCCACCAAGGACAAUCCUAUCCUGUGCAAAAGUAUCGUACUCGUGGCAAUUGCUAUCAUGCAUUUCAAAUAUCCCUUUUAUAACUCCUAUUGCUGAGCGGUGUGAGUUAAAACUUUGCGACGGGGACGAAAAUCGUCCACGCCGAAUAUUUUUUUACAAUUUGCAAACUUUCCAAAGCUGUCGCGGUUUGGGAAGUCGCCCAACGCCCAACGGCCAACGGCUUCAAAUGUUUAUUGGCUUCGAGUGUUUGUUUUGCGGCUUCAAAUAUUUCGCGGCUUCAGAUAUUUCGCGGCUUCAAAUAUUUCGCGGCUGCAAAUGUUUUGCGGCUGCAAAUGUUUUGCGGCUUCAAAUAUUUCGCAGCUCGAAAUAUUCUGCAGCCCGAAAUAUUUUCCAGCUCGAAAUAUUUUCCAGCUCGAAAUAUUUUCCAGCUCGAAAUAUUUUCCAGCUCGAAAUAUUUUCCAGCUCGAAAUAUUUUCCAGCUCGAAAUAUUUUCCAGCUCGAAAUAUUUUCCAGCUCGAAAUAUUUUCCAGCUCGAAAUAUUUUCCAGCUCGAAAUAUUUUCCAGCUCGAAAUAUUUUCCAGCUCGAAAUAUUUUCCAGCUCGAAAUAUUUUCCAGCUCGAAAUAUUUUCCAGCUCGAAAUAUUUUCCAGCUCGAAAUAUUUUCCAGCUCGAAAUAUUUUCCAGCUCGAAAUAUUUUCCAGCUCGAAAUAUUUUCCAGCUCGAAAUAUUUUCUAGCUCGAAAAUAUUUCGCGACGCAAAAUAUUCUGCAGGGAGGGUCACUCGGAUCUGCGUGAUCGCGUGGCACUUCCUUACUGAAGUCCCGAAGGAAAAAAAAACCUCAGCUGAUCGCGCGUCCGAGGAGAACAACGCGAUCAGGCAGCCGACGGUGGCGAUCGCAGCCCUGCAAGCUGUACAUGGAUUGCCACCUAUCCUACUGGGAAAUCUUUCCCCUGGGUAGCCAGAAUUGCUGCGCUAAACACAGCAAGUCGGGGAAUACAAGCAAAAUUCCCCCUCGCCGAGCCAGUAUCUUCCCGCUUUCCCAAUAUCCCCUCACUAUCCUGAUACCCUCCCAGCACCCUACUGGGAAAUCUUUCCCCUGGGUAGCCAGAAUUGCUGUGCUAAGCACAGCAAUUCGGGGAAAACCAGCAAAAUUCUCCCACCGCGAACCCGUACUCUACAAAUGCCCCAAUAUCCCCUCACUAUCCUGAUACCCUCCCAGUACCCUACUGGGAGGGAAAUCUGUCCCCUGGGUAGCCAGAAGUGCUGUGCUAAACACAGCAACUCGGGCAAAGCAGCAAACUUUCCCCAGCCGUUGCCAAUAUCCUCCACAUACCCUGAAUAUACCCUCCCAGUAUCCUACUGAAAACCCUCUCCCCGGGUAGCCAGAAUAUCUAUGCUGAGCGCGCCAAUUCGUAAGACUAAAGAGAAGCAAACCGCUAUCAUCCGUUCCCAAUAUCCUGUCAAUAGACCGGUAGCCCCCAACUAUCCCAAUCCCUUCCCGUUAGCCCAAUGUCUUCCCCGGGUAGCCAGAAUAGCUGUGCUAAACGCAGCAACUCGCGAAAAAAACCGAAAAGCCCCGAAAUCUCCCCCGAAAAUGCCCUUGGGCAUCUCCAACCGAAAUUCCGCCUGGAUAUGCCUUGGGGCGUCUUGCUUCGCCUGAAAUUGCAGCAACGCCCGCGCCGCAGAUGCCUUCUCAAUGUGUUUCCAGCUGGAUUCCCAGAUAGAAAUGGAACAGGCCUCUUCAGCUGGAAAUCCAGCUGGAAACACUUUGAACAGCAACAGGCCAGGUGGGAAAUGCAUUGAGAAGGCGUCUGCAGCUGCAUUUCCAGGUGGAAAUGCGCUGCAGCAGAUGCCUUUUCCAAAUGUUUCCAGCUGGAUUCCCAGCUGGAAACGCAUUGAAAACGUCUGCCGCCGUCUGGGGAACGCCGCCGGCGGCCAAGCACCAGGCGAGCAGCUGCCCACCACCCUCCCCCGGCGCCCUCCCUCUGUUCGCGAAGGGAAAGUCGCGCCCCAGCGCCAGGCUUGCGCGCGAGCAGCUGCCCACCACCCUCCCCCGGCGCCCUCCCUCUGUUCACGAAGAGGCCGGCAGAGGGCGCCACCGUCCGCCGUUUCUGUCUUGGAGGGUGCGCGCGAGGGAAGCAGGCGGGGGCGAAACAGAUUGCAUGCGGGCUAACACGGGAGGCGCCGUUGCUGUCCGGGGGUGCUGGGGGAGAAUGGUGGGCCCCUGCGCCUGGGAGGCAAUGAAUGCCCCGCCCCGGCGCCCGUCUAUCUUCCAUCCACACGCGCGGCAGGGGCCGCAACGCGCCCCCGUUCUGCAAAGCCGCGCGCGGGAGCAGGGCGGGGGGCACCAAGGCGCACAGGGGCGGGGCACACAGGCAGGCGGCACGAACGGGCCACACCGCAAACGCGCGGGCGGGGCGUCACGCGCCAGCGCCUCGCAUGGCGCGCACUGUUCCCCUGCUUCCUUCCCCCGUCCACUGGCGGCCGCCCGCUGCCGCGCUUUGCGUUGUUGCUUGGGCCUAAGGCUUGCCGCCACGCAAACGCGCGCCCAGUGCGGGCGGGGUCCUCGCGCUCGCACAACGACGGGAACCACGGGCGCCAUGGCGCUCCGCCUUCGUUCUUUCAGCAAGAGGGGCGCAGAUGCCUGGCCCCGCCCUGCGUCAAAAAUUUUCUCCCUUGCCCCUCUGGCGUUUUUCUUUCCCCCCCGUCCACUCGUUCACCCUCCCACUGCGCGACAUAAGUUGCGGCCUUGUAGGUAAAUCAGCAUUACAACUUCCAUUUUUUUUCUUGAAAAAAUUUGUGAUGCAAUUUUUUAUACUAGUACGAUACUUUUGCAAUGCAUAAAUCCCGAGGGAAGACAAAUUGAAUUCCAGCUGAUGAACCUGGAGUAUCCUGUGCAAAAGUAUCGUACUCGUACUAAUCGCAGUCAUGCAUUACAAAUUCUGUUCUCAUUGUAAAUCCGCAUUACAAAUUUUAUUUCUCAUGCUGAGGGAAUUCGAAUUUGUCAUGCAUUUAUACGAGUGCGAUACUUUUGCAUUCCAUAUGGAGAAUCGAACCGCAAUGUCGUCUUCUCUCGUCGUGAACACCACUACUGCAACUAGUUCAUCGUCUCAGAGCAUUGAAGCAGUAGACUCUGGUGAGAGCAGUGGCACUGAUGUUCUCCUCCAGACGCUGCUCCGCAUCUUUCAGGACCGCAUCAACCGAGCGGCUUCGCCGGCAUCGGACCAGGAAACUACACACCAGCAGGGUGUUGACGUGCUGCAGGGUACCGCUACCGCAUCAGGCUGGACACAGGAAGCGUCGCAAUCGUGGGUUCCCCUUGGGCACGCGAUGCGCGGAAUCCCCCGGCCCAUGUUCCUGACCCUGCGCCCCGUGGUCCAGGAGGAGGUGAGACUCGUCGCGUUGGUCGUGCUACCAGAAGAAGCGCCCGAUCUGGAGAACGCGGACCUGGACUACCAGUACGUAUCAAAUGUAAUGUAAAAAUGUCUGGGUCUGUUCGAUUCUAAACUUGUAAUGCUGUCGCUGGAUUCUAAAAAAAUUUGUAUUGCAUGACCAGCAAAAGGACUCCAGUUUGUGCUACGUGGAGAGGUCAUUUCUCAUGCGGUAGAGGCAUCACAAAGUCCUCUAAAAAUCUGUGAUGCUAGGGCAUGCAUCACAGACAUCAUGGGUCAUUCAAAAUAUGCAUGACAAACCUGGCAAUCUUCCAGACCCAGACAUUUUUACAUUUGAUAGUACGCUGCCCCGGACGAAACUGCCCUCACGAGAAGUGCCCACAUGCUGAUGCAGCUCACGCUCGGCCCUGACCUCAUCACGUGGAGCGAGCCGCUUCGCAUUGAUCCAGCAACGUCGCAAGCGCAGGAAGUGUACGACCCUGUGCAAAAGUAUCUUCGUCGUGAUAUUGAGUUCAAAACAGGAGGUAUUGUUUUGGUAGUAGGUGAAAAUAGAGAGAUCUUGUUGCUGUUCAUCUGUAUGCUGAACGAUAACCUGGAUCGCACCUUUACCUCCCACUUGGACGUGUUGGAGUCGCUUUUUUCAUACCGCAAAGUUGCUUGCAGUUGCAACUGAUAUGCCAUUGCAUAUGCGAUAGCGAUACUUUUGCAGUGCAUAAAGUCGAACCAGACCACCUGACGCAGAAGAAUUCCGUGGAGGGUGCGCAGCUUGCCGCCCUACAUUCGUCAGGCAGCCCCUCAGAAGCCCCCGCGGACGGCGCGGCAGCCCCAGCCACGGAUCUCGUCGUGUGGCUCCAAAAGAGCAUAACCGAACCGGUCCACCUCCUCGUUUUUGCGGUCCUCUACUUCGUUGGUGCGUCCGUGUCCUUCGGUAAGGUAUUUUUGAUGAAUACCCCCCUGGUUCCGCUGCGCCAAGCCCUCUCUUCUGCGAAGAAAAACCUGCACGAUAAAGUCGUAGCCGCCAGAAACUGGCUGAGGAAUAAAUAGAAGAGGAUCUUCUUCACGAAUAAACGGAAACAAGCAUCAAUUACUUUACACUUUAGCACUAUGGAGGGAAGUCUUUGCCGCACAAUGAUGAAUCCCAGAUAUUUCUUAUUCUUUCUACGCUUGACUCAACAUCCACGAAAACGAUCAUCUGAGAUCUCCUGUCCAAGAUAAAGAUACACGACCGAGAACGUCGAAACUGCUAUUGUCACUGAUCGGCGCGCGGGUGACAAAGCACAAAUUGCAAUUGUCAGAAAAAAGAAAGUGUUGAGAUAAAAAAUUGCAAAAUUGAUGUUUCUAUUGGUUAACCGUAAUGUCGAAGUGGAAAAUUGAAGAUUAACAACAUAAACGCUUUUUAUUUGUUGCCGGUGUGUAAAAAAAAAGCUAUCAAGUCAGAGAGACCCCCUUGUAGUUGUAACUAAUACUAACAAACUUUGCCUUUCUUUUCGUAGAAAAAUGUAUACGUCGAAAUGUGAAUGAAUUGAAUCGCAUACUUCGCCUUUGCCUUUGCGAGGGGACCGGUCAUUUGUAUAAUCUUGAAAUUCUGCAAACGCAUGUUGAAUUUCAUCUCAGUCCGAAAAAGAAAAGCGAAAUGGAGCACAAAGAACAGACAACGAAAUGGAGCACAAAGACUGUAGACUGUGCUGCAUCUUCCCGCUUUACGUGCAGCAUCUGCGGGAAAAUUAGAGCGUGUCUCUCCAGUAUCUGUGGGAAAAUGUGGAGCAUCUGCGGAAAAAAGUGUCGUCGAGUCCUCGACCGCCUUCAGUAUACAACUGCUAAAAUAGUUUUACUUCAUUCCAAAGAGAGAGCAAAGGACUCGUG